This is a messenger RNA of Vespa mandarinia (Asian giant hornet), 1012 nucleotides long. RefSeq names its product RNA-binding protein 28-like. Lineage: Eukaryota; Metazoa; Arthropoda; Insecta; Hymenoptera; Vespidae. The record is from RefSeq and is a predicted model, not a curated record.
AGCUAACUUUUCUUUCUACUUUUGCUUCAUUAAACUGUUAUGAUGUGACUUCAUGUAGUCCGAUAUUACAGUAAAGCAGUAAAAAUAAUAAUAUAUUUUCGUAGUGAUUUUCAAAGAAUAUAUAACAAAACGUUAGAGAAGAAUAAUAAAUAUAAAUUUGCUUAGAUAUUGAAUUGUGUCAUAUAUUAAAACUAUACAAUAUUUGCUGAAUGCUAUUACACAACAAUAUUUAACUACUAUAUCAACUACAUAUUUUAACUAUACAAUAAAGUUUUUAUAUCCUAUAUAGUUUUUAAUUAAGAAGUUUAAGAAAAUGAUAAAUGAUAAUUAAACUGAAUUCUAAUGAUUUAAUGGGAGAUAUAAGAAUUUGUUAUAAAUAAAUGUACGAUCAGCGCAUUUUUAAUAAUCAUUUUUUUUUAUCGUUAAUCAGCAUUUGUAAAAAUGGAUAAAACCAAACAACGACAGAGUAAUAAUAAAAAUGGAUUAUCUUGGAUUUAUAGAAAGAAAGCAAAAUUACGAAGGGCUAAAAAUAUAACACAAAAUGAAGAUGCUGAUACAGAAUUAAAUAAUUCUGCGACAAGAAUUUUUGUUCGUAAUCUUCCAUGUAGGGUAAAAGAAGAGGACAUUAAACGGUUGUAUGAAAAAUAUGGAGAAAUACAAGAAAUAAUUCUUCCUUGCCAAUCAAAUUCAUCACUUAUUGGAUAUGCGUUCAUAAAAUUUAAACGAAUGCAAGAUGCAUCCAAAGCUAUAUUUAAUACAAAUAAAAAAGAAUUUUUUGGUAGAAUAAUUACUAGUGGAUGGGUCGUUGCAAAUUCUAAACUUUAUAAAAAGAUGAAAAAUAUCUCUGAGAUUAAUAAUAAAAAUAAAUUCUCUUUUCCUUCUUCCAAAAGACAAAAUACAGAUAUAAAAAAAGGACAUAAAUCUUUGACCUUACGAGAAACUGAUAUUUCAAAACAUUAAAAAGGAAACAUUAAUUGCCACAUAUGAAUUGAUACUAUAUGUAUAUAUAUAU